This is a messenger RNA of Fopius arisanus, 2288 nucleotides long. Its product is annotated as glucose dehydrogenase [FAD, quinone]. The transcript has 9 exons. Lineage: Eukaryota; Metazoa; Arthropoda; Insecta; Hymenoptera; Braconidae. Gene Ontology annotation, molecular function: oxidoreductase activity, acting on CH-OH group of donors; flavin adenine dinucleotide binding. The record is from RefSeq and is a predicted model, not a curated record. Bases 88 to 2187 code for a protein of 699 amino acids.
GAAGGAUAUAUAAAUAGAAAAACUUUUUACGGAAGAACCAUUGCUUGAUUGUUUGUUGAUCGGUAAAGUUUCAAAUUUGAUGACAACAUGGCAACUCAAGGAGUUUGUCCGAACCCAUUUAACGGUGGGAUUCCCAUGAUUAAUGUGUGCCCAACAACAAUAGCUUCAUUCGCAUUUCUCGUGAAUGCAAUGAAUGACAUUAUCCGUACGAGUGAAUCAAUUGGAGACUCUUGUGGUCGUGUUACACCAAAGACAAGAUCAAGACUGAUUUACGACUUUAUCGUAGUCGGAAGUGGUGCUGCUGGUAGUGCAAUUGCAGCGAGAUUAAGUGAAGUAUCAGAUUGGAGGGUAUUACUUCUGGAAGCUGGUCCGGAUGAACCAAAUGCAGCGGAAAUUCCAUCAAACUUCGGAAUUUAUAUCGGCAGCGAUAUUGAUUGGAAAUAUAAAACGUCUAAUGAGUCGUAUGCUUGUUUGGCGAACAAUGGGUCGUGUUAUUGGCCCCGUGGACGUAAUCUCGGUGGUACUACGGUGCAUCAUGGAAUGGCUUAUCAUCGGGGUAAUCCCAGGGAUUAUGAGAAUUGGGUUGAUAUGGGUAAUGAGGGGUGGGGAUGGGACGAUGUGCUUCCGUUCUUCAUAAAAUCUGAAAAUAACACAGAAACUGAUAGAGUGGGAACCAAAUUGCAUGGAGUCGGUGGACCUAUGACUGUUCAACGUUUUCCCUAUCAACCAGAAUUCGCCCAGUCCAUUUACAAAGCUGCUCAGCAGACGGGUUACGGGAUCAUUGAAGAUUUAGUUGGCGAGAAAUACGUGGGCUUCAACAUCGCUCAAACAAUGAGCAAGGAUGGAGUGAGACAAAGCGCAGCAUCAGCUUUCCUUAGACCAGCUAGAAAUCGAAAAAAUUUGGACAUCGUUGUCAAUGCGACUGUCACUAAAUUACGAACAGUGAAAACUAGAGUCACUGGUGUGGAGUAUGUCAAGGAUGGAAAACGCCAUAGCGUAUUGGCCAAACGUGAGGUUGUACUCUCUGCUGGAACUGUCGGUUCUCCCCAACUACUUCUUCUAUCCGGAAUUGGUCCAAAGGAGGAGCUGCAGGCCAAAGGCAUCCCAGUGGUACUUGACUUGCCCGGAGUUGGAAAAAAUCUUCACAAUCAUGUAUCCUACAGCAUUGAUUUUACCCUGCCCGAGGUCAAAGCCAGUGGUUACACUCCAGACAACAUUGCUACUUAUUUGUACAAUCAAACUGGGCCAAUGUCCUCCUCUGGAUUGGCACAAGUGACAGCGAUUUUAGCGUCUCAAUACACAACACCGGAUUAUCCUGAUAUACAAAUAUUUUUCUCCGGGUAUCAGGCGUCUUGUCGGCAACAAGGUGAUGUAGAUUUACUAUCCAUCGGGGAUAAAAGGACUGUACGAUUUACCGCUGUAAAUUUGCAUGCGCAGAGUCGGGGAGCGAUAACUCUAGCCUCAUCAAAUGGUCUGGACCAUCCCAUAAUUUGGAGUAAUGACCUCGCUGAGCCUAGGGAUGUUGACGUACUGGUAGCAGGACUCCAAGUUCUACUCAAACUAGCUAAUUCCAAGGCAAUGAAGUCACUGGGACUGAAGGUUGGAGAUAAACCACUACCGCAGUGCAGUCAAUACAAAUACCUUACAGAUUCAUACUUCAGAUGUGCUGUGCACAUAAAUACAAGGACGGAGAAUCAUCAAACGGGUACAUGCAAGAUGGGACCAGCGUCAGAUCCUUUGGCUGUUGUUGAUUCACAACUUCGGGUAUACGGAAUUCAGGGACUGCGCGUUGCUGACGCAUCCGCUCAACCAAAAGUUGUUUCUGGUAAUCCUCACGCAUCUGUUACGAUGAUGGGCGAAAGAGCUGCAGAUUUCAUUAAGAAAACAUACUUGAAGGCGAACGGAGUCAACAAUUUUUUGGCGAACGCUGGAAAUGAUGAGUAUGAAAGCCGUGGAAGUCAAUCAUCUCAAGAUGAUGGAGGUGAAUCUUCCGAGAAUGAAGCUGGUGAACACUCGAAUGAGGGGAACGAAUCAUCUGAGGUUACAGCAGCUGAAUCGAUUGAACCCAAUGAACGUAAGUCUUCCGAAAAUGAAGUAGUCGAAUCAACUAAAAAUUCUGUAAAUAAAUCUUGCGAUAAUGUAGAGGCCGAAUCGUCUAACAAUGAUGACAACGCGGACAACAAUUGAAAACUUGAAUACCCUGGAAUUUUCUAUCGCUUAAAAUCCUUAAAUCCUCCAAUUCCUUAAAUUGUGACUUCUAAUAAAGAAUAAAAUUUUAUUGCAAUUGA